This is a messenger RNA of Tetrahymena thermophila SB210, 1059 nucleotides long. Its product is annotated as bowman-birk serine protease inhibitor family protein. The transcript is spliced from 4 exons. The record is from RefSeq and is a predicted model, not a curated record. NCBI's taxonomy places the organism in Eukaryota, Ciliophora, Oligohymenophorea, Hymenostomatida, Tetrahymenidae.
AUGAAAAAUAUCAUUUUUAAAAUAUCAAGCCUUGCUGUUCUUUUAACUAUAGUUUUAGGAGAUAUUGUAUUAUUAUAUGAAGAUAUUGUUUAUAAUCUUUCAUCUCUUGGAUGGACUAACUUCAAAACUUUAACAACUUUUAAAGCUUUAAAGGAAUCGGAAAAUGGUUGCUUAGGUCCUUACGAUAAGUACACUAAAUCUAUUUAAAAGACUUUUGGAGGUAGUUUUCCUCCACAUUGGAGUAUUAGCUUUGAUCUAUUUGUUUAUUAAAUGGGUGAUUGGGAUACCAAUGAAUUUGUAAGUGUAAGCUUAGAUGGAGUUGUUGUUGGUACAGCUAAUAAAAUAGGUACCUGUGAUAUUGAUUAUCAAAAUGGGUUCUAUGUAAAUGAUUAAUUAGUGAUAUUUCAUAUUAAUACAACACAUACAGCACCAUAAGCACUCAUUAAUGUAUAGCAUAAUUUGAAAUACUCUGAUGCUAUUGAAUGGCUUUGCUUUAAUGAUAUUAGGAUGUGGAUAGAUACAUGUGAUGAAACAUGUGCUUCUUGUAGUGGUCCAGCUCCUAAUUAAUGCACAAGCUGCCCUACUGGCGCAACUUUGAAUGCAGGUAAAUGUACUUGCCCUGCAGGCUAAUAUGGUUCUAAUUAUUAAUGUGUAACCUGUCCAGCUGGGACUUGGGCUGACACUAAUUUAAAUAAAUGUGUUCCUGCAUGCGUUGCUGGGUAAAAUUCUUGUAACGUCUGUAAAGAUUAAAGAUCAUGCGAUUAAUGCAGUGGAGGAAAAGUCAGUUUCAAAGGUGAUUGCAUAAAUAGCUGUCCUUUUUUUUAUGAUUUAAAUGCUGGUGCUUGUUAACCACUAGAAAAAAGCUUUCUGAGAGGACAAACUAUUUAUUAAGGCUUAGAUGGAAUUAUUGAUUAAACUAGUGCAGCCCCGUUUACUUUUAGCUUCACAAAACACCAUAAUCCUAAUUAGAAUUUCUAUGUUUGCAGUAAUGGUGUUAGGAUGUUAGGAGGUUUUGAUGUAACUGGAUGUAAAAUUUUUAAAUAAAAUAUAAAAAAUUGA